Stegastes partitus (bicolor damselfish) is the source of this 8660-nucleotide messenger RNA. It is a transcript of the gene pmepa1, whose product is annotated as prostate transmembrane protein, androgen induced 1. Gene Ontology annotation, biological process: negative regulation of transforming growth factor beta receptor signaling pathway. NCBI's taxonomy places the organism in Eukaryota, Metazoa, Chordata, Actinopteri, Pomacentridae. Bases 94 to 1059 code for a protein of 321 amino acids. Gene Ontology annotation, molecular function: R-SMAD binding. The transcript is spliced from 5 exons. The record is from RefSeq and is a predicted model, not a curated record. Gene Ontology annotation, cellular component: early endosome membrane; Golgi membrane.
UUUUUUUAGUCUCCUCUCCUUCUUCCCUUCUCUUCUUCAGACACCCAGCCGACCUCAUCUGGAGCAUUUAUGUCUGCUUUUAGGAGGCUUUAAAUGUUGAACUUGAUGGGUGUUUUAAACGCCACCGCCGCCAAUGUCUCCUGUACUUGUAACUGCAAGCGCUACAACCCCCUCCAGAGCAUGGAAAUCACCCAGCUGGAGUUCGUCCAGAUCCUGGUGAUCGUGGUGGUCAUGAUGGUCAUGGUGGUGGUGAUCACCUGUCUGCUGAACCACUACCGCCUAUCAGCACGCUCCCUCCUCUCCAGACACGCCCCCACGCGCAGGAGACACCUGCCAUUGGCCAACGAGGGAGGUCUGUGGUCCUCUGAGUCGACGGGGACGAGCAGUGUUCUAAAUGAGCACCAGGUGUACAACCCCCGUCCCCCGGAUCGAGGGGUCCCUACAUCCUACCUGCAGCGGGAACCGCAGCACGGCCAGCCCCAGCCUUCGCUCCAUUCCCAGCGCUUCCAGCACACGUACGCCCCGAGUCGGUUCCAGCCGACGUACCCCUACCUGCCCCAGAGCCUCAUCGACCUGCCCCCGACGAUCUCCCUGUCGGACGGCGAGGAGCCGCCGCCCUACCAGGGCCCCUGCACCCUGCAGCUCCGAGACCCCGAGCAGCAGAUGGAGCUGAACCGCGAGUCGGUCCGAGCGCCGCCGAACCGAACCGUGUUCGACUCCCACCCCCUCGACCCAUCCAACUCCUGCCUGCAGGCCAGUCUGCAGGCGCCUCCUCCCAGCGUCCACUCGGGCAUCAGUGUGCUAGAAGCCCAGGAGGCCUUGUCCCGGCACCACAAGCACGGCUCUCGGGUAGAAGGAGCUCCCCCGACCUACAGCGAGGUCAUCGGGCACUACUACCACCCCGCGUCCCUGAACUCCAACCACAACCAUCGAACUGUGCCGCAACCGUCCUCGCUCAUACACGGUCUGCUCCGGCCUCCGCCUCAACAGCAAGGAAGCGUGGACAACAGGAACACGAGGAAUACAAAGGAGAAAUCCCAGAAGCCCCAGCAGGUGUGACAGCUUCCUCUUUCCUAGCCAGCGAGAACAACCGGGAUUACGUCUGCUCGCCAUUUUGGGGAAAUGAUCAGCGAACGAUGAGGGAAGAAAAAAAAAUCACGUGAUUGGUUAAAAAAAAGAGCUGGUUAGUCGUAGUCGGUUUUCACAGUUUCCCUGCUUCACACGUAGAGAAGGCGGCAGGACACGCCGGCUUCUCACCAGCACCUGGAAACCACAUCACUCCUGCAGAGCACAGUCACAGGAGAACAUCUGGUACGUUCCACGCGUUCCUACUUUCUGUCCGAGGAGCACUUCAGAUGAACCCACGAUGAUGUCAGAAAAGAGUUGGCAGAAGGUGGAGAGGGGUGGGAAACCCAAAGCCUCCUUCCUCUCCUCGUCCCUCCUCUAUCAGACUGAUCCACGUAGUCUUCAUCCAUCAUAUAUAUAUAUUUACUUGUUCCGUUUGUUUCUAUUUUUCUUCGUUUGUUUGCUUUUGUGUCUCUUUUUUCACACUUACCAGAAAAUUCCUAUCCAGGCGAAAAUGUUGCAAUCUUCUUGGUUCUUCCAGGUUUUAGGAUUUAUUUUUUGGUUUUCCAGUGAUAAUCCACCGCCCCCCUACCGCUCGCUGCUUUGAGUCCUUGUAGUCCACAUUCUCCACUUCACAGUCCAACGCGACUCCUGCACCAGGCUUUAGCUGCAUCACGGGGACACGCUAGCACCUUAGGAGAGAGUUUAGGUUUUAGUUAGCCUCGAUUUAGCCCACCAGUUGUAGCACGGUGCUGAUCGUCCUCCAGCUAAAAGUUCUGCCUUACGUCGACCAACCGAUGCAGGAAGCUGUCGCUGAACCCACUCUUUUUUUUAGUUUUUAAGUUUUUCUAAAGAAGGUUUGCACAAAGUUCAAGACUGUUCACCACGUGGGGGAAAGAAAUAAUCCGCGACUUGAUCGAUGACGAGAGAGAAACUAGAGAAAGUAGGGGUAUUUUUCUAAACUUGAUGGAUUCUUAUGAGAUGUUGUUUUUUUUUUAUUUGUUGUGUAGUUCUAGAAAAAGAAAAACAGACAUCAGUAAUCUGUUGGGGUGCCAAGUUUCACGUUGAACAUUUUGCCGCGUACAUGUCGACGUGUAUAUAUAUAUGUUACAGACGGAGUAUAUAUACAGACAUGUGUGCGAACCGAGAGCGAAAAGCACGAAUUUAGAGUUAUUUAUAUAAUUGCUGAAAAGAAUUGCACUAUUUUUUAGUAUGCGCAGAUGGAACGUUCGCGAGAGACUUUUAUUGUGAAGGAGCUCUGUCCAUGGAGGUAUUAAAACGAGAGAGAGAGAGGUGACUUACCAGAGAGUCGGGUCAGAACAGUGCACAGCGGCUGCUAUCGUGAACAAUUUACGGGGAGAUGCUGACGUUGGUCCAGCGGACUCAGACCAACCGAUACUGUACCAUUGAUCAAAAGAAAAAACUAAAAUAAAAAUCUCCGGUUUAUGCAAAUGUCUGAGUCCCGCGAGCCAACCAGAAGUCAGCAUCCAGCCUGCGGGCCCAAUCAGAAACUCUGCUCGUCGCUCCCUCGGUCUCACCCUAUUGGCCGAAUCGUUAGCCAAUCCCAAAGCUGGCUGUCACUACCUCGACCAAACAAGUCAAGCACAGAAGAGUUUGCUCACGUUAAUCAGACUUUUAAACAAAACGUCUGAACUAAUCAAGACAGUGUGUAAUUAACAGUAGAGCUAGAGUAGAGUAGAAUUAGCUUUUAAUCCUGCUGUGUGUUAUUUUAUUUGAAUGUCAAGAGUUUUUGUUCGCCGGGUGAGAAGCGGGAGAGCGACGCAGAACUCGUGACACCUAACGUCCCCCCUUGAAGUGCAUUAACUCAGGAAGAAAGCCAGUCGCCCGACGGGCCCUAAAUGUUCGAUACGCCGACUGUGCGCUGCUGUGGCCGCAUCACAUCUUCAGUCAAACACCUCCGGUUUCUUUUAAAGCUGCGUCUCUCCUGCCUUUCGUUGAACUCACAGCCCGCUCUGGUAAGCUUUCCUCUCUUGCAGGCAUCUCUGAGCACUUUACUGCACCAGGAAGGAGACAACAAUCUUCUGUCAGCCAGCGCCGGCCUCAGCUCACCUAAAACACCUAAAAAAAAACUACGGUAGAACCCUUUAUUUUUUUAGAUUCAAUUCUCCAACCUUUAGAGCUGCACUUUUAAAAGAUGCAAAGAGUUUUGCACCAAACCUUCAGACAUAUACAACUUAAUUACCAGAAGUUGCUGAUAUGUCUAAUUCUCAAUACCUUGACUUACUGCUGUCAUUUUCAAUUUACAACAACUUGUGCAAGAACUUUAGCGAAAUAAAAUAAAGUCUACAACUGGAAGAAGAAACCUUAUUUGAAUUAGGAAGUGUUUUGUCAAAUAAUAAGUAAAAAUGUUCAUGAAUUUGACCAAAUUUGAUGCUAACUUUAGUUUUCGGCACCAAAAAAAAUUUGAUAUUGAUAUAAGACCACGUGACUGUUUGGUCUGUUUUUUAAAAAAUAUAUUUUAAGCCUCUUCUUCUGUGGAUUAUGUCUAAAUUUUGGAACAAAACUCUUUGUGUGUUAAAUGCAGCACAAGACAGGUUGUUGAAAACAGGCACAUUGAAGUGUUGAAAAGUGACACGAGUGUUAAUAGCAACUUGCCUUGUGUCAUCUCUUUAUGAGUGUAGAAAUCUAGAAGUAGUACAGUUUUAGCUCGCUAAGGUAGUAGAUCACAACACACGGACAUUCGUAGCUUUUUGUUUGUUUAAAGUUGCUGCUCGUACGUGAGGCGUCCACUGCGACCGACGCUGUUUUAACUCGGUGUGCGUCAAUUUAUACCGACGUGGCGGCACCACAGGUCGGUCCAGGUGACGCCGGCGCCCUCUAGUGUCCAGUUUUUAUGCAACAGCGCCCUCCACAGGGACCGAACCGAACUGCAGCCAAAACUCCAGAAGCUGAGUUAGUUUAAUUUGCAGCCCGAGGAGAGGAGAGAGUCAAAAAGGCCAAAAAGAAAGUUGUUUAAUUACCUGAUACGGUGAAUCUAUUGUCUUUGCUUUACGUCUCCAGUGAAUCGCAGGUGGAUGUAAAGACCAGUUUGUCUCGUAUUGUCAUUACUUUUAAAUCGCAGAGAUAAGCAUCCGUUCUUUGGAAAUAUAUCCUUUAAAAUCACCUACUUUCUAAAUCCUGAAACACUCUUCAAGCAACUGUGAUAAAAAAAUGUUAAAUCUGCUGUAAAUGAUUUUCAACUGGUUUUUCAAUGAUGGUGACCAGAAAUACAUUAUUUCCGUCAAUGUUGAAGUUUGUGGGAUGCAAAAUAAUUCAUUCAUUUCUCUUAAUUUGGUAAAUGGAAAACUCUUUUCUAUAAUGCAGCAGAUGGAAUAUUUUUUUCAUCCAGAUGUUUAGAAGCGUCUCUACCAGUCCCUUUAAAACAUCAUUUAACUGUAAUGACAAAACCUGAAACCUUCGACUCUUGUGACGCAAAGAAAGACAAAAAAAUAUAUAUUGACAAAUAAUCACAAAUCAUUUCACUUGGAUUCGCCUUCCCUCCCUCUUGUUUAUCGUCUCUUUCUCCUUUGUCCCUGUGCUGCACUGUAUUUAAUGACAAGCACUUAAAGAAGAAAAGAAAAAUCAUGAUCUAAAGAAUUUAAUCUCUUGACCCAAAGCAGCUAAAGGAACGAUGGUUGGAUCAAUCAAAGUCUGAAUCACCUUUUCACCUUGUAAUGAGAUUAUGAGCCUGGUCCUAAUGCAAGUUUCUCUAAUUUAUUUAUGUCUUUUUUUUCCCCCUCCACCGAUGUGUCGCUUGUGUUUGGACCGGGCUGGUUUAAAACGGUUCGGUCUCCUGCGUUGGAGGGUUUGCAGCGGGUAUGAGAAGGCUGGGUCGGUUCUGAUGAGGGUAUUAUAGUAGAGACAAAUGAUAAUUAUUUAAAAUAAUGUACCUACAGCAUAAUUCAUGAGGAAGGAAACAGUGUAGGAUCAAUCUGUGACUUCAGGGAAACCUGGCGCUGGCUGACGAUACAAACUAAGACAAGAGGACGAGGAGGAAAAAACUCAAAUCAUACAUUCACACACAGGCAAAAUCACUUUACAUGUGUUUUUUUUUUCCUUUUAAUUCAAUCUACACAUGCACACUGGUGUGUUUACAUGCAGCGGCGUUAACAGGUGUUCACCAGUGGUUUCACAUCCCAUUCCUUUUUUUUAACAUUUUUUUUCUGCGUUAGAGUUCAAUUUGAGUCGCAUAAAAUCCACAUAUGAAACCGGUCACGUGUAAAACGCAUCCACGCCGGCGAUAAUCUGCACCUGUUUGAAGGGAUCACACGCUUGCCUUGGCUUUAAGCCGCCGUGAAGGCCGCGUGAGUGUUAGCACGUUAGCAUUGCAGCUAGCGGACGACAACUUUUUUUUUUUUUUUUCCCAGAGCCGUGACUGUGUGUGUGUGUGUGUGUGUGUGUGCAGUUAAUGUACACCGACUUGGCCUGGGAAAGACCUCCAGCUGUCUAGACAAAAACUAAACACACACGAACGCACACACAGAGCAGACUAAACAAACUCACCUAAGAACCAGACCUUGCACACACACUUUAAUUCACCCAGCUCAUUUUUUUCUUCUUCUUCUUCUUCUUAUUGUGGACCACACAAGAUAGCACAAACAUUUAUGAACACACCUGGAUCACCUCCAGAGUUCCUCCUCCUCCCUCUUCCUGCCUGAGCUCCUCCUGUUACCUAGAGAUGCCUGCCGUCCAAUGACAGAGCUCCUUUUUUUUUUUUUCCCAGACCCCCGACCCUCGCUGCCAUUGGUCGGCCGUCUUUUCGUUUCGGUCUCCUCGGAAACGUCUUGCUGUUUAUUAUUGUUGCUAUGUCGUACAAGUGUGCCUGCCUGCGCUGAGACAGGCGAAAUGUGAGUUUGGGCUGUCAAUCAUCCCGGGCCACGCCGUCUCAGAUGAUGACGAUGAUGAUGAUGAUGAUGAUGAUUGGAUGAUGGUGAUGAGAUUGAAGAUGAUGAUGAUGAUGAUGAAGAUAGAUGUUUUUGAUAGUGAUGCCGCAAAGAUCGUUGCAAUACACCUACUAUUUGCCUUUUUGAUAAUAUUAGUCAUAUUUUAACGUAGUGUGCUUAAUGUAAGUUUUUUUAUCGUUGUUGUUGUUAUUGUUGUUGUUGUUUAUUCACUUGAGAAGUUAAAAAAAAAGGUGAUUUCACUUCAAUCCAUCGAUCACAAGAAAACCAUUUUGUUUUUUGUUGUUGUUGUUAUUGUUGUUUUUUUCUUUUCCUUUUAUUUGUUAAACCAACUUUGAGAGUGUAAAACUACCUAACACACAAAGACUGCAGAUCACUGGCGAGGACGUGUAAAUACAAGAAAAUGUACUUCUGCUUUUAAGUGCCCUUUUCCAGUUUAGAGUAUGCUUGUUAGUGUGCAGCUGUCUGAAGAGCAAAAUGAUUUGUCCGGGGAUUUUAUUUUAUUUUUUACAUAACCUGAGCUUAUGUUUAAGCUUGCUAAAUUUGUGCGAAACGCCACUUUACACUCAUUCAGUCCCUCUCUUCAUGAAAAAAAACUUUAGAGCACAUUUUUUUUCAUGCACUUACAAGUUCAAGUAUACUUCUUUUUAAACACCAAGUCCCAGUUUAUCGACUAAUCAUUGCGUCUCCUUGCCUGGCCCAGCGUCUACAUGUGUGCCUUCUGGUGUCCAGCGUGAACGGAGAUCUACUCUUAAAACUCAAUUACUGUUGCCUUUUGACGCAUAACCACCUUGGACAGCGCACAAUAUUAGAAUCACACAGCCAUGACAUGUGGAAGCCCACUCACAGCAGGAAAAGGGGAAAAAAAUAAGUGUGAGGACGUACAAUUAUUACUGAUUUAUACGCUAAAUGUUCUUAUAAAUAAUCUGGACAAGUGGACAAGUGAACAUCUGCCAUUUUAUACAAAUAAGCCCAACAUCGCCUUAGAGCCUAAGAAGGAAGACUUUCUAUGUCAGACUACUUUACACUCAUGUUAGGUUUAAAUGAGCCUGACUUAGAAAGUCAGGUUUAAAUGAGUCUGACUUUCCAAAUCAGACCCAUUUAAACCAAACAUCAAUGCUUUUUUUUGUUAUAAUUUUCACCAGUUUUCCUUUUCCUGCUGUAAUAGUCUCCCAUAAUCACACAACUAGAAUAUUCAGUAACUCGUCACUCUGGUCACUUGUGUUGCGUUUCAAAUAUGUUGGAGAGUCAGACAUUUAUAACAAACCUGAAUUCACUCCACUGAAAUUGCAUUUAUAGCACUUCAUGUCCUUAAAUGCAUAAUGUCAUCAGAGUGCUAAUGAUAGCUGCUAAUUGUUGGAUAGCAAACAGUGUUCAAGGUGAAGGCAUUAUGAAACUAUUACUUCCAACAGCUGGCAUUACUGAUUUCCUUCUGACAUUAAUUGGAACGCAACAUUAGCGGCUCUAAUUAAACUGCCUGGCUUCCUGUAAUAAAAAAAAAAGAAAAACUGCUCCUCUAAAACACACUGCAGCCCAGUUUUAUGUCCACAGCAUCGUUAUAGACAUUUCCAAAGAAUGAAUCAUCCUAAACAGGUUACACCUGACUUGAACUUUUCAGAUUUUUGGGGGUAAACUUUACUUUUUGGAUGCCUUUUUCCAGUUUCUGUCAAUCACUUGUAGGCAAGUAUAAUACAUACUGGCAUUAAAGAAGAAAAAUAUUUAAUUAAGAACAAUGGAAAGACUGAAGCAGCGUCACACUAGUCGACUGGAAAAAGGCAAACUGUAAAGAGAAACGUUCCCCUUAUUGUGUUUAUGCUCAUUCUGCUUUGUUGUGUUCUUUUCUGCUCGCUCUGCUCCUUGAAUCAGCGCUGCGUGGCGCCUUUUCCUCUGACAAUGUUGAAGAAAAAACAAAUCUAUGAAAACACUCUCUUUUGGUUGCAGUAUGUUGUUUGUGCGUAUUUAAUAAGCCUCUGUAUGUUACAGCACACGACGGCGCUCCGAUGCUCGUUCACCCGCAGUGACUAUUGUAGAAGUCUUCCACCUGUCUUUGAGUUUCAUCCUGCAAGCAUGUCAAAUGUGGGACUUGUACAAUAGAUCCGUUUGUUCUGCUCAGGAUUCCUACAUGCAGCUGGUCCAGAUGUUUGACACACAAAAAAAAGAAGAACGUAUAAUAAAAUGCUGUGAUUGUGUCCAGACAAACGCACACAAAUAAUCCUCAGCUCUGGAGUGAAAGCUGGACCAGGUGUGAGAUAAAAUGUAGGAACCCUGAUCUGCUCUUGUACAAAAAAUGUUGGGUUUCCCUUCAUUCAGAUUUAGCACCAGGCUCAUAACUCUUCCACUGAGGUGCAAUGGAGAGGAAAAAAAAAUAAAAAAAAGAUGAACGUGGUGCUAAAAACGUGGAGGUUUAACUCCAGUCUGUUAUCCGUCACAGCAUGGCUCACACACUUAUAUAGAGGCCUACUUAUUCUCAAUGAUAAUAACUGCUUAUUUGUGUAUUAAGACAGUUUAUUUAAUUUAUAUUGGAUGGUCUACGUGUUGCUGGGUUUGUUAUGUUGUUUUUUGUUGUUGUUUUUUUUCUUCUCUGUUACAAACAGAAGACAAUGGUUUAUCGUUGUUGUCACAGAACAUGGUAUGAAUCGGACACAUUUCAGUUAGCCUUCAAUUUAAAAUAUGAAUAAAAGUUUUAUAAAUAUG